CAGGUUCAGGGAAUGAGUCAAUUUCAAUUCUAAUGGAAACUGCAACUCCAAUUCCUGAGCUGUUUCUACCUGGUCAAUGCUUAUGGUGACUGGAGUCCAGUGUGGCUCAGUUGGUAAGAGCGUUGCAAUAGAAAUACCAAGAUAGUGAGUUCAAUUCCCACAGGUAUUACAUAUAAAGGUGCUUAAGUUAUGCACUCUGUACUGUGUGUUUGUAUGUCCUCACUGUGUCAAGAGAAACUGUCUGCCUGGGGUAGAAAGGCCUUGGUCCUCUUCAGAAGGGCACACUGUAGCAAAGCGUUUAGCUAUGGAAGAUUGAAACUAAACCUGUUCUUACUGGACAAGUUCAGGUAGCACUGUACCUCUGCGUUUUAAAACGUUUCUCCCUACUGAACACGACCCAGCUCUGAAUUCUGCCAGAGCUCAGUAAAACCCACUACUCACUGAGGUGAAGAAAGAGUUAAUGAAAGAUGCAAGAACAGCAGAAGUAGGGACCGUUCUGUCUCUGAGCAUGUGCUGCUGCCGUUGUCCUGGCUGAUACUGCAGUGAAGGAAAAUGUGUCCAUUUUCAUUGGACAGUAGUCCCCUCCGGAAUGGUGAAUGAGCCUGUAACUGACGGUCAGACGAUGUCCUGGUUGCGGAUGGUGAUUCUUCGCAUUGCCCGUUGGUCCUGAGGUGCAUUACCGUGGAAUCUACAACCGUGGGCGACAAUCUCCCGACCUACGUUUCUCCUCCACUAGAUAAAGAGCGAGGGGCGGUCACCAUGGUGUAACGGGUGUCGUUGAACUAGACCUGCAGUAUGGCACGCCAAACCAACCAUUAGACCAAGAGGGAAAUCCUUGUGGUCUGAGGGCGACAUUUGGGGCCUCCAUCUCUCAGGCAGGACUGCCUUAUCACGAGGGCGUAAUUCCAAAUCGCAUCCACCGCAAUGGCAAUCCCGGCACCCCCACCAGUGCCUCUGACGGUCCUGUCUCGCUGGUACCUGUACGCCAUCCACGGCUACUUCUGCGAGGUCAUGUUCACCGCCGCCUGGGAGUUCGUGGUCAACCGCAACUGGAAGUUUCCUGGUGUGACCAGUGUGUGGGCUCUGCUAAUCUACGGGACCUGCAUCCUCAUCGUGGAGCACAUGUACCUGGCCCUCCGAGCUCUCCGCUGCCCCGUGCUGCUGCGAUGCCUCAUCUAUACCCUAUGGACGUACAUCUGGGAGUUCGGUACAGGGCUGUUGUUGACCCAGUUCGACGCCUGUCCCUGGGAUUAUUCCCAUUUUCAGUAUAACUUUAUGGGGUUGAUCACAGCGGAGUACGCCCUGCCCUGGUUUUGUGCAUCUUUCAUGACGGAGCGACUGGUUAUACGCAACACGCUGCGGUUACGGAUGGACAGGGACAGGGUGGAAGGGGACCAGUCGGAUGCAGGCGGGGGAGGAGGGAGGAAAGCGUGGGGCGAACAAAGAGGAGCCAAUUGCUAUCUUAAAUUGGACUGAUCAGAGAACAAGGGCAUUUUCUAAUUUGGGAAAAGCCCGUCCUCCACCCUCGCACCUCUGCCCUCUCUCUUCUGUGACCUGGAAACCGAUAAGUGGUCUAGUGGUCGAGGAGUGUGUCAAUUUGUUAGUAGAAACAUGGAAGACAGUCCUCCCCUCCUCGGUAGCCUCCUUUUGGCAAGGAAGCACAAGUGUAUCAUACCUGAGACCUUUGCGGAAGAGUUUUGAAAUCUGCCAUACCCGCUUUGAAUCAGCAAUUUUUUUGUCAAAGGAGUAAAUCAUGAACACAUUUAAAAACGAUAUGCUACUCAUCCUUUUAUCUACAAAAUGUCUUGCACGACUGGCUAAAAUGUCUUGCACGACUGGCUAAAAUGUCUAGCACGACUGGCUAAAAUGUCUUGCACGACUGGCUACAUUUUGUUUUGAUCACUUUAUACAUUUAUUUGGGUAUUCCACCCUUUUAAAAGUGAUUUGCUUGAUGACUCAUGAUUGGAGAAGGAGAGUCUCAUUUCAUACAAGGGCAUUUUCAUCCACAUUCCCUCUCCUCUCCACGAUUA
Salvelinus sp. IW2-2015 is the source of this 2030-nucleotide messenger RNA. RefSeq names its product transmembrane protein 229B (gene tmem229b). The record is from RefSeq and is a predicted model, not a curated record. NCBI's taxonomy places the organism in Eukaryota, Metazoa, Chordata, Actinopteri, Salmoniformes, Salmonidae.